Momordica charantia (bitter melon) is the source of this 2338-nucleotide messenger RNA. It is a transcript of the gene TOC64-III, whose product is annotated as translocon at the outer membrane of chloroplasts 64-III. Gene Ontology annotation, molecular function: protein binding. The record is from RefSeq and is a predicted model, not a curated record. NCBI's taxonomy places the organism in Eukaryota, Viridiplantae, Streptophyta, Magnoliopsida, Cucurbitales, Cucurbitaceae.
CGGUUCACCCCCCAAAACCAAAGAGAGAGAGAGAGAGAGAGAGGAACAGAAAAGCCUCCACCAUAGCCCUCGCCAUUGUCAAUAUCUCCGAGCCGGUUACUCACAUCGUUAUCUUCUCUCUGUCUCCGCCCAAAACCCUCUGCAGAAUCGGAAAUACGCCUCUAGGGUUUCCAAGACCCACCUUGCGAGCAGCCAUGGCGUCCAAUUCUGCAAACCUAUGGGUCCUCUUGGGAUUGGGUUUGGCUGGAAUCCUGCUGAUGACCAAAAAGCUUAAGAAAGCUAUUAGAGAGGACUUUGGAGCGUUUAUCGAGAAGCUUCAGCUGCUUCCUCCUCCUCAACCUGCUCCUCCCAAAGCUCCUCAUCCCCUGACCGGUCUUACCUUCGCCAUUUCCGACGUAUUUGAAAUUGAAGGACAUGUGACUGGGUUUGGUCAUCCAGACUGGGCAAGAACACAUAAUGCAGCUUCUCGUACAUCUCCAGUAGUUUCUGCUCUUGUUGAAGGAGGAGCAACUUGCUUGGGAAAAACUGUUACCAGUGAAUUGUCAAUGAGUAUCUCUGGAGAAAACAAACAUUAUGGCUCACCCACAAAUCCUGCAUCACCUUCUAGAGUUCCUGGUGGGUCGUCCAGUGGAGCUGCUGUUGCAGUAGCUGCUAAUCUUGUUGACUUCUCUUUGGGUAUUGAUACUGUUGGUGACGUGAGAAUACCUGCUAGCUUUUGUGGCAUUUUAGGGUUUCGUCCAUCAUACGGAUCUGUUUCCCAAGUUGGAAUCAUACCUGUAGCAACAAGCCUUGACACUGUUGGAUUACUUGCUAAGGAUCCUAAUAUUCUCCGUCGUGUCGGCCAUGUGCUUUUGCAACUUCCAUACGCGGUUCAACGCAAUCCUAGACAAAUUAUUAUAGCCAAUGAUUGCUUUCAAAUACUGAAGAUACCUGUUGACAGGGUUACUCAGGCGGUGGCCAGAUCAACUGAGAACCUCUUUGGCAGACAAGUAUUGAAGCACGAAAAUCUUGGAAGCUAUUUGAGUUCUAAAGUUCCAAAGUUGAGAGAGUUAAUUGGGAAAAAGGCAAAUGGCGAUCUGAGUUCUUCUUCAAUUAGAAAUCUGGCCAAUAUGAUGCAGAUUCUUGACAGGAUUGAGUUUAAAAGCAAUCAUGGGGAAUGGAUUGACUCAGUGAAACCAAUUUUGGAUCCUGAGUUAGUGGAACAAUUAAAUGAGAAGUUGGAGACAUCAGAUACAAUAAUUGAAAACUUCAAGUCUGUUAGAAAUGAUGCCCGUGUAGCUAUUAAUUCUCUUUUGAAGGAUGAUGGAGUUCUGGUCAUCCCCACUACUGCUGAUCCUCCUCCUAAACUUGGUGCAAAGGAGAUUUUUUCGGAAGAGUACCAGAGCCGUGUAUUUAGUUCAUUGAGCAUUGCUAGUAUAUCGGGUUGCUGUCAGGUCACUUUGCCACUGGGAUUUCAUGAUAAAUGUCCUGUGUCCGUGUCAUUCUUAGCCAGGCAUGGGGCAGAUCGCUUUUUAUUAGAUACUGUGCAGACAAUGUACAAGUCUUUACAAGAAGAGGCUGAGGCUGCUUCCAAAUUCAAAUUCUCAAAGAAUGCUGUUAAUCAGGAACAGUUGGCUGAAAUUGCUAAAGAAAAGGGCAAUCAAGCAUACAAAGAUAAACAGUGGGAGAAGGCUAUUGGUUGUUAUACCGAAGCUAUCAAACUUAACAGCAGAAAUGCAACAUAUUACAGUAAUAGGGCUGCAGCAUAUUUAGAGCUUGGACGGUUCCACCAAGCAGAGGCAGAUUGCACUAAGGCCAUUGACCUGGAUAAAAAGAAUGUUAAGUCCUAUUUACGAAGAGGUACAGCGAGAGAGAUGCUUGGUUAUUAUAAGGAAGCAAUUGAAGAUUUUAAUCAUGCCCUUGUUCUCGAGCCAACUAACAAAAGAGCAUCAGUAUCUGCAGAGAGAUUAAGAAAGUUAUUCACAGGUUGAUUCAGUGAUAAUCAAUCUUCCCAGACCGGAGAAUCGCUCAUUGGCGAGACUCAUUGUUCUCUGCCAUGAAGACCUAAACCUAGUGGUGGGCACUCCCAUGCGCACAGACGUUCUUGCUGUUGGGAAUAUUUGAUUGCAUUUUGAGCCAAUAAUGUUGUCCGCUUGAUUUUGUAUUCGAUUUAAUUAGGACCAUAGAAACAUUGGUUAUUUAUUUUGCGAAAGCUCUGUAAUCCAAUUUUGUCUCGACCAACAUUACCCAAUGAGGAUUGUAGUCCUAGUUUUAGCUGAGCUGAGAAAUGCUUACAAUACUAUUAUGGUGAUUGGUGAGUAUAAAUUCAAUGUUUUUGGAGUAGUAUCUUCGAACAAAA